AUGCCUACGCUUAUGUGGUUGCGCGCCGCUGCUGUCGCUGCUCUUGCGACACACGCUACUGCUCAGCAAUGCUACUAUCCCAAUGGCAACAAGGCUCCGGACACAGAGAAGCCUUGUUCAUCAGAAAAAGGUUCUGCUUGUUGUCCGGAUAAAUGGGAAUGUCUUGACAAUGGCCUCUGUCACUAUCCCGCCGACAACCUGUACGGCCGAUACAGCUGUACAGACAAGGACUGGAAAUCAGACGCCUGUGCUUCUAACAUGUGCACAUACGGUAUGACAGUUGGCGGCGGCGAGUCGAUAACCCAGUGCUCCGACCAUGACAACCAGUGGUGCUGCAACGCCGACGCCCAGAACGUGAACUGCUGCAAGGAAUCACCAUCACCACGACCCUUCUUUGCACUACAAGACGGAAACGCGUAUGCGACCAUUGGCCAGAAUCAAGCCUCGACUGCUCCCAACAUUGCGACUAUCACUGGCCUGGCGACGAGCGGAGGUGGAGGUGGAAACGGACCAUCGAAGACGUCAGUGGGAGGAUCUUCAGGUUCUCCCCCUACCGACGCCCCCAACUCAGGUUCUGCAACUGCUACAGCCGACGACGCCUCGACCACAGGAACGCCCUUCAGUUCUGUUUUCCAAAGCCUCUCCACAAGUGCCGGCGGCGGCGUCGUCACAAUCCAAAACACCAUCCUCAUCACACCCACCCCAACCGCCGGCUCCAGCAACUCCAACGACGGAAACUCUUCCUCCUCCAGCGGCUCAAAAUCCAACCUCGGCCUCAUCAUCGGUUGCGCAGUCGGCAUCCCCCUCGCCCUCGCCCUCCUCGGCAUAAUCUUCUGGCUCCUCCGCAAGCGCCGCCAGCAAAAAGCCAACCCCUACAAAGACCCCUCCGAAGUCGAAGGCGACAGCCCCCUCGUCGGCGCAGCCAAACUCAACAAGAGCAAGAAAGAAACCUACCGCAACUCGCGGCCCGCGACCGCAGAAAUCGAUGGGAACCCAAUUGGCGCGGGGCGCUCCAACCGCGUCUCCGAACUGCCUUCUGGAAACGGGUUUCAACCAGGUCAGGGCGCGCCGUAUGGGCCUGAUGCUGUGGGUAUUGGAGGCGGAAACGGCGAUCCAAACCGUACUACAUGGGACACCGUUCCACCGCAAUACUCGCCUGCCCACAAUCAAGCAGUUUUCACACAUCCAGAGGCUACCGAGCUGGCUGAUACGAGUGUGAAUCCGGUGCUGAAUGAGAAGGGUCAGCCGUACCAGGCGUAUAGGCCACCGCAACCCGUCGCGGAGUUGCCGAGCGUUGUGACGCCGCCUGAGGAUUUGGAGAAGCAGAUGCAUCAUCGGUAG
Alternaria rosae is the source of this 1341-nucleotide messenger RNA. RefSeq lists its product as uncharacterized. The record is from RefSeq and is a predicted model, not a curated record. Lineage: Eukaryota; Fungi; Ascomycota; Dothideomycetes; Pleosporales; Pleosporaceae. The coding region runs from base 1 to 1341 and encodes 446 amino acids. The transcript has 3 exons.